This is a messenger RNA of Danio rerio (zebrafish), 3320 nucleotides long. The record is from RefSeq and is a predicted model, not a curated record. NCBI's taxonomy places the organism in Eukaryota, Metazoa, Chordata, Actinopteri, Cypriniformes, Danionidae.
GUGGCGCGGGCUCGCGCGCUGUUGGGAGUUUUGUCCUUCACUCAGGAAUUUUUCUAUGGCUGAAGAAAACGGAAAAUUACUCGCAAAUUAUCAACCUAAUGGCAGAGUUAUAGCACGGUAAACACCUCGAAAAGGGCAUUCUUUAAGCUCACAGCCAUGGCGAAUGUCAAACAGAAGCCUUUAUUCAGGAGUAAAGAAGUUUCCACCGUUAACAGCUCUGACGGGACAUUCAGUUUGGAGAAAUCUGGAAAACCAAACCGACCGCAGGAAAAGGUAAAUGGAGUAAAAAACAAAGCCAAUGGCCUCGGAAAAUCUCUCAAUGAUUCGCUUGAAGGAGACCUCAGGGACUUCCUCAUCAAUGAAGCUGAGCUUCACACAUACGAUGACCUCACCAAAGUCAACCCGGUUACACCUUCUACAGUGCUGAAAUGUCUGCAGGCCAGGUACAGCGCCAAGGUUUUCUACACACACGCUGGCUGCACGCUAGUCGCCCUCAACCCCUUCCAGCCCAUUCCUCACCUGUACUCUCUGGAUGUGAUGAGGGAAUAUCACUCUGCCCCUCAGCCUCAGACAUGGACGUCGCGCUGUCUGAUGAAAUAUUAUGCCACUGUGGCAACUUCUUCUCAGAGGUGCCAGGACACUGUAGAAAGGAUAGAAAAACGAGUACUGGACUCCAACCCUGUCAUGGAGGCUUUUGGCAAUGCAUGCACAUUACGCAACAACAACAGCAGUCGCUUCGGAAAAUACAUUCAGCUUCAGCUCAACAGUUCUCAGUUGCUGGUUGGAGCAUCAGUGCAGACGUAUCUUUUGGAGAAGACCAGAGUGGCUUUCCAAGCACCAAAUGAGAGAAAUUUCCACAUAUUCUACCAGAUGAUGAAGGGAGCCACAGAGCAACAGAGACUGGAAUGGAUGCUGCCUCUGGAGCAAGACUUUGUUUGGCUGCCACAUGCAGAGAAAACUUUAGAAGAAGACUGUUUGCAAGAGACGGUGGAAGCCAUGAUCAGCCUUGGCAUUGAUGAAGGGAAACGGGCACAGAUAUUCAAGAUUCUUGCAGGUCUUCUGCAGUUGGGGAAUGUGGACUUCAGUCCCGCACCAGAAGAGGCUCAGCCAUGUGAUCUCAGUGGACAAUCCAAAGGUUUUCUGCAGAAAGCGGCGGAUCUGCUGCAGGUUUCUUUAGAUGAGCUGCAGUCGUGUCUGAUAGUGAGAACUCUGCGUGCUGGCAAACAAAACAUCCUCAAACCUUGCUCUCAGUCCGAGUGUGGCAUCCGCAGAGACUGUCUUGCUAAAGUCAUUUAUGCACAGCUAUUUGACUGGUUAGUCACUUUCAUCAACAACAGCAUGUCUGCAGACAGUUCCAUGUGGUGCAACUUUAUUGGUCUGCUGGAUGUGUAUGGUUUCGAAUGCUUCCUCCUGAAUAACCUGGAGCAGCUGUGUAUUAAUUACGCUAACGAGAAGCUACAGCAGCACUUCGUGGCUCAUUAUCUGAAGGCCCAGCAGGAGGAGUAUGUGAGUGAGGGGCUGCAGUGGUCUUUCAUUCGUUACCAAGACAACCAGGGCUGCCUGGACCUGAUUGAAGGCAGUCCCUCCAGCAUCAUCUCUCUGCUCAAUGAGGAGUGUCGACUGAACAGAGCAUCGGAUGCAAAGAAGUUUCGUGUGCGUCUGGAGAAGGAGCUGUCAGAUAAUGCCAACAUCAGCUGGGACAAGUUCAGCAAAGAGCCCCAUUUCACUGUGGCCCACUACGCUGGCAGAGUCAGCUACCAGAUUGAGGGCAUGAUGGAGAAGAACAAGGACCCAGUUCCCCCUGAGCUCAUCUGUCUUCUACAAAAGUCCCAAGAUUCAUUGCUGAACAGCCUCUUUGCGGAUGGUGACCGUGAGAGCGAGGGGUCUCGGGGACACAGUAAAGUGGUCACUGUUGUGUCCAAAUUUAAGAAUUCACUGGAAAGCCUGAUGAAGAUUUUGCACAGCACCACUCCACACUACACACGCUGCAUUAAACCAAACCCGGACUGCAGACCACUCACUUUCCAAAAGGAAGAGGUCAUCGCUCAGCUUGAAGCCUGUGGGAUUGUGGAGACCAUAAACAUCAGUGCAGCGGGUUUUCCCAUCAGGAUCCCAAAUGACAGCUUCUUCCAAAGAUAUGGGCUGAUUGCAAACAACAGACUAGCAGCAAAGAAGAAAAGCCCUGAGAUGGGAUCAGUUGUAGAAGAUGUGCUCAGUGUGGUCAUCAAAAAACACUCCCCAAACUCCACCUUCAGUCCUGAUGACAACAACAACAUGGUUCAUUGUGGGAGAACAAAAGUCUUCCUCACGCACUCCCUGUUGGAGAUCCUGGAGGAGCACAGGAACAGAGUGCGCUCACAGAAAGCGUUCAGCAUCCAGUGCUGUUGGCGAAGGCACCAACAACGCCAGCGUUUCCUCCGGACACAGGCAGCCACAUGUAUACAAGCAGGUGUGAGAUCCUGGAGGGUCAGAAGAGAGAUUAAGAAGUGGCAUAAAGCUGUAUCAGUCAUCCAAACCAAGUGGAGGCGCUGGAGAGCGUGGAUGGAUGCGCUAGCGGAGGCAGAGCUGGACGAUGCAGAGGAUUUAGUAGAAGAAGAAGCCGAAGCAUCAUUGAUGCCGAAUCUGCUGAAAGAGCGAGGCUCGGUCCAGCUGUGCAGCGUCCCGGAGCCGGUGCCGGUCAGAGGAUGGCCUGUCGGUCUGGCCAUGGCCUCCGCACCCUCUAUCACUGUGUCUCUGACCGCCUCGGGCUUCCAGCGGAUCAUGUCCAUCAUGACCUGCAUCAACAUCCCGUUCAGACACGGCCAGUAUAAAGUGAAAACCAACCAGUUUGACCAGGGGGUGGCGUCUAUCCGAGCUCAGCCACGGGGCUCCAUUAAGAUGCAUCUUCAGAGAUCUCCACUGCUGUACGCGGACAUGCAUCCAGCGCACAAGACUGAAGUGGUGACCGGAUUCAACCAGAUCCUGCUGGAGAGAGACUGACUCGAGCUUUAAUGCAAGCAAUGCACCUUUGAAAAGCACUACACUACACAUUAUAUAGCUGCCUUAUUUAUAGUGCAAUUCUGUAUUAGUUCUGUUGCGUUUACUCGCUCAGGUUUCAGCUUAAAGUGCCUUUUAUUUCCGCUGCGUUCAGUCGGAAUAUACUGUAGAGCGUUUUAUUAUUAUUACUUUAAAAUACUGAGCUUCCAUUUUAUACAAAUACAUCUGUAAAUUAGCUUUUUUUUCUGUGUUUUGUGAUUCAUGUUUUUACUUUUCCCAUUUAUUUAUGCUUUUGAAUUGCAUUAUUGGAGCUUGGAAACAACUUUUAACAUUGAAAAGCUUAA